AUGCGGGUGUUUAGGGCAUCUCUGCUCCUUGCCUGGGCGACAACCGCCACAGCGCGUCCAGCGCUGAAGUCCCGUGGUACACCAUCAUGUCGCUUUGCUCUCCAGUACAACCAAAGCGAUAUUCUGAACGAUCCAACGGACUUCAUCAUGGAUCUGCUGUAUUGGGAGGGCCGUUUCCACCAGAAUAGCGUGGGCUAUAAUACGCUCAAUGGCAUGUCGUACGACGGGACUCAAAUUGAUCUGACGACCGGCCUGGCAACCUCACAGCACAACUUCAGUGCUGCGAGUAAAGAGGUGAUGGUUUAUGCCCAUGCGAUAAAUGGCUCGCAAGAAGCUGCCCAGUUCCUUUCACCAUCCAACCCAGAGGCUGCGCCAGAUAUAGCAGCUUCUAUCUUGGAGACAAAAUUGGCUACUUACCUAAAGUUCAACGAAACCUACCCGGGAUUCGGAGGCUUUCUUCCCUGGUACAAUAAUGCCAAGGAUACCCGGGAUAUCUCGCCGACGUGGGACUGGGUUAAUCGCGUUCCAGCAUUAGACAAUGGUGAGCUGUUAUGGGCUGUGUACAGCGCCAUUGAGGUCCUAGAAAGCAGUCAUAAUGACUCAUAUCAGCGGCUAGCGCAAGGCUGGCAGCGCUGGCUAGACUACACAAAAACAACAGCAGCCAAGAUCUUUUAUGCCGGCCAAGGCCAAGUCUGCGCAGUCACUGCCAUUCGGAACCAAUCCUGGCCUGUGAAUGACCCACGACAGAACUAUUCGUGCGCAGAUGACGGAAGGAUUAACGAUCCGUAUGAGGGCGAAUUGUUCACGUGGUGGCUGCAGUUCUUCGGUGGUCUAUCUGAAAACGACAAGCAGAUGCUAUGGGAGGUCAAGAGACCCCAGCUAGUGAGUGUCGAAUACAACAUGGGUGGUGUAGGACCAAUUACUGUCCAGGAAGGAUAUUGGUUUUCAGGUCACGAGCAGUGGAAGGUGCUCGAAAUGCCCUAUUACGAUGUUGACAUCAUUAGGCGGCUUUACAACAACGCCGAACGAGCUCGCACCUGCAACUCGGUUGUGACGAAAGUCCCCGGAAUGUUCGCUUCAGUCAACAAUUCAACGGAUCCUAGCACGGGACAGAUAAUUGGCUAUAUCUCCAACGCUGGAAUUCCUUCUAUUGCAAGCCAGACUGUCCAGGAACUGGAUGUCAUUACUCCUUACAGCGUCUUUCCGACCUUGCUUUUCGACAAAAAAGUCGGUCUCGCCUGGUGGAGGAACAUGGUCAUUGCUAAAAAGAUGCAAAAUCCCUACGGCAGCACCGAAUCCUCCCGCAUCGACGGAACCUUGAUCUCCGGUUUGGUGACGUGGGAUAGUAAGAUUACGACAGUCAACGCCCUUCUUGGCGGUGUGUCGGACUUUGUCCGCCAGAGGAUGAUCAAGGAUGGAAUUUAUCAAGAAUUUAUCGAUAUUAUCCAGGCUGAAUACACGAGCGUCUUCAAGAGCCUGAAAGGCGAAAAUAUUCCUUACUGUCUACCAGAGGAGACCAUUCCAGAUCGAGGAUUGGUAGAAUUCACGGAGUGCAAUUAG
Molecule: messenger RNA, 1560 nt
Organism: Rasamsonia emersonii CBS 393.64
Lineage: Eukaryota; Fungi; Ascomycota; Eurotiomycetes; Eurotiales; Trichocomaceae
Product: GPI anchored protein
Exons: 8
Coding region: 1-1560 (519 amino acids)
Source: RefSeq, a predicted model, not a curated record